Messenger RNA from Gamsiella multidivaricata, 300 nucleotides. RefSeq lists its product as uncharacterized. Lineage: Eukaryota; Fungi; Mortierellomycota; Mortierellomycetes; Mortierellales; Mortierellaceae. The record is from RefSeq and is a predicted model, not a curated record. The annotation marks the transcript as partial. The transcript is spliced from 2 exons.
AUGGACGAACUUGAUGCUCUGGACGAGGACCCUUUCACACUCGACAGUUUUGAGAACCUUAUGCGAAUGCAUGCAAGCAAGGGCAAAGAUUUCAUCCUGGCCAGAGUGACCACACAGGACCCGAACGACGAUACCAAACUGUAUCACUCGUACUAUGGAGCACACCAGAUCAACAAAGUUUUAUUCAGGACGCAGCCCGACGAAGGGCUCUUGCACCGCAUGAAAGCCCGAAAUCCGCUGAACAAUAUGCUGAUAGUCGGCGAUGUCCAUUACUACAUGAUCUCUGCAGAGGACGUGAAU